Messenger RNA from Stylonychia lemnae, 588 nucleotides. NCBI's taxonomy places the organism in Eukaryota, Ciliophora, Spirotrichea, Sporadotrichida, Oxytrichidae. The record is from the annotation of a GenBank genome assembly.
AUGAAUUCAUCUAAGACAUAAGCAGUAACUGGAGUCAUUGAGCCUCUCUACUUAGACUGCACAGUUCCUUGGCCUAUAUGCUUUUAUGCUGACUCGAUUGUACAAUGCCAAACAGGAAUCAAUCAAUUCAAUGAAAAGAAGAUAAUUGACCUUAGCAUUGGAGACAUCGUCCGUGCCUACGAUUUCGGUAAAAGAGCUAUUUGUGAGACUGCUGUAACUGGAAUUACCAAGCACCAAAAUGAGAACGGCUUCGUUAGACUCAUAAAGAUGUUCUUCUAAGACAGCGAAGGAAAUGAAAAAGCUUUCUAACUAUCAGGAGGUCACUAUACUUUCUUAAUCAGAGAAAAACAACCAAUCUUUGUUCUAAGUCAAGAUGUUUAAAAUGGUGAUCAAUUAGUGAAUACUACAUCUAAAGGGGAACAUAAGGUUCAAGUAACCAGAGUUGAGAGCACGUUUGUCUCAGUUAAUGAGAUAGUUUCAGUGAAGACAGAGACUAGAACAAUGGUAGUUGAUAAUAUUGUAGCUUCAACCUUGGCUCGCGAGUCUGAAAAUGAGCUCCAAGAUGUUUCUGGUUAUUAUCUUGAUUGA